AUGAACAUGCAUCUUCCUCAAAACGAGGUUGCCAGAGCUGAAGCAAAGGAAAUUGCUAACACGGAUUCGCAAUACCUUGUUCCAACCUCCGGCAAGCCGCUUCGCGGUUUGAUUCAGGAUCACUUGGUAAUGGGUGUUUGGCUCACGAAUCGGGAUACAAUGUUUACGAGGGAUGAGUACCAGCAAUUGCUCUACUCGUGUCUUUUGCCAGAGAGUAACGCUUUAUUCAAGGGUAGGAGUAGCCGGAUUAUCACACUGCCACCCUCGAUAAUGAAACCGAAUCGACUAUGGACCGGAAAGCAAGUCAUCACAACCAUUCUGGAGAAUAUAAAGCCGAAGUAUUUCCACGGAUUGACACUCUACUCAAAAUCGAGGACCCCCGGCGAUAGUUGGCAUCCAGGAUGUGAGGAGGGGCAGGUCAUAUUUCAUGAUGGUUACUUCGUGUCAGGUAUUCUGGACAAAAGCCAGCUGGGCCCUAGUGAGUUUGGGCUAAUACAUUCCCUCUAUGAGAUAUACGGUUCUACGGUUGCUGGAAGUAUGUUGAGUAUUUUGGGGAGGCUGUUGACCAAAUUCUUACACAUGAGGGCACAUACGUGCGGAAUGGAUGACCUUUUGCUCACUCCCGAUGGAGACGCUAAUCGUCGCAGUGUCCUCAAGGGGUCCAAGAGGGUCGGAAACGACCUAAGCGCAGAAUACGUUGGAUUAGAAAAGGACAGCGUCAACUCAACUGAACUUGCUGCGAGACUGGAAGAAGUCUUGAGGGAUGAGAAUAAGUCGCGGACGCUGGAUCUGAAGGCCAAUGCGCAAACUAAGAAUUUUACGUCGCAGGUUAUUGGGCAAUGCCUUCCAUCCGGCUUGCAAAAGCAUUUUCCGAGAAACAAUUUCCAAGCAAUGACUGUUUCCGGCGCGAAGGGUUCCGAUGUCAAUGCGAGCCAGAUUUCCUGCCUACUCGGACAGCAAGUCCUCGAGGGUAGGAGGGUUCCAGUAAUGGUUUCCGGAAAGACUCUGCCCUGUUUCAAGCCCUUUGAAACUGAUGUUAGAGCCGGAGGAUAUAUUACUGAUCGCUUCUUGACUGGCGUUAGACCUCAGGAGUAUUAUUUCCAUUGCAUGGCUGGAAGAGAAGGGCUGAUUGAUACCGCGGUCAAGACGAGUAGAUCUGGAUACUUGCAAAGGUGCUUAAUCAAAGGCAUGGAGGGCAUUCAGGUCCACUAUGACAAUACUGUGAGAGACAGUGAUGGAUCGCUAGUCCAGUUUCUGUAUGGCGAGGACGCUUUGGAUGUUUCAAAGCAAAAACAUUUGAAGCAAUUCAAGUUCUUGGCGCAGAACAUCAAUUCGGUUGUACGGAAAUUGGUCGAUGAUCUUGUUAAUGAGGAUUUGGGCCCAAGGAUACAGAGACUUAGUGAUCAGCUCAAUCUUGGUGUGGGUUCUGAGCAUAUGAAGAAGGCGAUGAAGAAAUACAAGAAAACCGGUAAUCUAGUAGCUUCGGAGGUUACAAUGUCACUGUACAGUCCUAGCCGGUUCCUCGGAAGUGUUUCAGAAAACUUUGCCUUGGCAAGGGAGAAGUACCUAACGGAAGACCCUGACGGAAUUAUUGUCAGCUCGAAGCGCAGUAAACACCUUGUGGGUAGUCAAAUGUCAAGAGGUCUUGACAAGAGCGAGUUCAGGCAUUUGAUGGCUCUCAAAUACCUGCGAUCCGUAAUUGAACCCGGAGAAGCUGUUGGUAUCAUUGCUGGACAAUCUAUUGGUGAGCCUUCGACACAGAUGACACUCAAUACUUUCCAUCUGGCCGGCCACGCUACCAAGAACGUUACAUUGGGUAUUCCGCGCCUGAGAGAAAUUGUCAUGACAGCUAGUGCUACCCUCGCAACUCCUAGCAUGAUCUUGACCCUCCGACCGGAGGUCUCAGAUCGCGACGCUAAGAUUUUCGCCAAACGGUGUAGUAAACUGCUGCUAUCCGAGGUCAUUGAUAACAUCUCAAUAAUAGAAAACCUAACAAAAACCUCCAAGGAGUACCUUCUCCGACUAGAAUUAUUCCCGGCUUCAGAUUACGAGGAGGAAUACUCCAUCACCAAGCGCCAAGUUCUCAACAUUCUCAAAAAGGUCUUCCUCGCUCAACUCGAGCGCGCAAUCAACAAGGUCUUAAACCCCAAGAAAGCAAAGAGCAAAGAGCGUAUAGGAAAAGACGACGCAAUGCCAAACAUAGGCGAGAGCUCUGGCACAAUUGAGGAAGCUCCAAGGUAUGCGCGGGCUGCUGCGGCCGAUGCUGAGGACGGGGAUGCCAACAGCGACGACGAAGGCGAGGACGACGCCACUAACGCCAAACAACGAAGCAGGAAAGCCGAAGCUGUCAGCUAUGAUAACCCAGACGACGAUGAAGAGGAAAUCUCCCGUCGCGCCCAAGCGUCUGAUAGCGAUAACGAAGGUGAAGACCAGACGGAUGAAGGACUAGGCACCGACAUAAACAUGCAGGAGGAUCGCAACCCGAUAGACAAGGCCAAGGGAGGUAAAAAGGCUACCAUCUCCCACGAUUGGAUCUCUGACAACAUCAAGAAAUUCGAAUUCGACAAGGAGGGUGGCCAGUGGUGUGAAGUGAAACUACAGUAUCCGGUUGAGGCGCCGAAGGUGCUCAUGUUACCUAUCGUCGAGAAAGUUUGUCGGGAAACUGUGAUUCACGAACUUAGUGGUAUCGGGUCGGUAGCAAAGUGUAAAUUGGCCGUGGAGGGUGUAAAUUUCAGCGCUUUUUGGAACGAACAGGAAUCGAUCGAUCCCAACACCUUGGAAACCAACGACAUCGCCGCGUUCCUCCGUGUCUAUGGAGUUGAAGCAGCAAGGGGUAACAUAAUUAAAGAAAUGAACGCCGUUUUUGGAGGUCACGGUAUUUCCGUCAAUAUCCGUCACCUGAACCUCAUCGCCGACACCAUGACCCGCGGCGGCGGCUUCACCCCCUUCAACCGUCAAGGCCUAAAGACCAGCGUGUCUCCAUUCUUGAAGAUGAGUUUUGAAACAACAUGCAAUUUCCUCACCGAAGCCGUGAGCGAAGGCGAUUUUGACUCUCUCACUAGCCCCAGCUCGAGAAUCGUGCUAGGAAAGUUAUCAGGGGUUGGGAGUGGGAGCUUUGAUGUGUUGGUUGGGGGCUUGCAGGGCCAGCUCGGGCAGACUCCGUUGUACUAGGGAGUUGACAAUAGUCGGGUCCACUUCCAAAAAAAGAUGCGGCAUUUAUAUGUGGACUAAACUAAUUUAGGAAAUGUGAGUGACAUCUGGUGAGUAUUUUUUGGUGUUGGUACAAAGUCGGGUCCAGUUUGGGAGUGGGGAGUUCCACAAGCAAUAUCUAAUAAGUACAAUUAGAAAAAGAAAGAAGUCUACAUCAAGUACAAA
Tuber melanosporum (Perigord truffle) is the source of this 3375-nucleotide messenger RNA. RefSeq lists its product as uncharacterized. Gene Ontology annotation, biological process: DNA-templated transcription. Gene Ontology annotation, molecular function: DNA binding; DNA-directed RNA polymerase activity. Gene Ontology annotation, cellular component: RNA polymerase I complex. Bases 1 to 3171 code for a protein of 1056 amino acids. The transcript is spliced from 5 exons. Lineage: Eukaryota; Fungi; Ascomycota; Pezizomycetes; Pezizales; Tuberaceae. The record is from RefSeq and is a predicted model, not a curated record.